CCAUGGUUUUGAAACUAAAAGAAAUAAAGUGUCUUGUUGCACCUUGAAGAUUUGCAGAUUUGUUUGUAGUAUCAGCUUUCCUUGAUGAGAGCCCAGUUCAUCAGAAAGAGCCUAGUCUUGCGGUAAACUGUUGCUGCUAGUUCUCAAUGGACGGUAGCAAACAUUCAGGACUAGAUGCCCCUCAUUUAUCCUGCAUCCAGGCCACAGAUUCAUUUAAAGUACCAACACCUCCUAGGAGCAACCUUAUCUAAAAUCUACCUUCUUGUUUUCCCCAGCUAAAAGUUGCACAAUUUUUCGUUCUGUUUGGGAAAUGGUUUGAGGUGUUCACUAUCUUGCAUUUUGUGAAAUAGGGCUGAGCUAAUACGUUUCCAUUAACUGACCACCUUUCUCUCCUCUCCCUUUUUUGGCUCCCUGCCAGAAGAAAAAAAGAUGUGCCUGAUGUAAAAGCCCUAUCUGCUGCUUGCAAACAUUUUGUAAAACGCUGCAUCCAUUCCAUUUAAAAUCCGUCCCGAAUUGCUUUUCUGAUCACACCCACUAACAUACUUUCUCGCUCCCUUUUUGUUACCAUCUAUUCCCACCUUAAAUAAAAGUUCUGCUGGACUUAUAAAUUCGUUUCCUUCAUGAAGCUUUAGGUGGACCUAUUAAAAACUAUAGCGCUAUUGUUUCUUUCGCCCCCACCCCCCGCUUCCUACCUAUUGUUUUGUUUUUGUUUAAGCAACUCAUGAAGUUGAAGUACUGUACAGCAGCCUCUUCCCCUCCUUUUUACUCAUGCGCAAACCGUAUUGUAAGCAGGCGGUGUAUUUUGCGCAUGUGUAAAAUACUACUACUCUCGUUUGCACAAUCUCGGCGGAGAGGUUUCCAGGUCAGCAGACGGCUCUGGAAACUCGUCGCUAUCGGUGCUAAUCCCGUGUGUGCCGCGGAGCCCUGACCCCGUUUAUUUUUCUCGCGAUACUUCCAUCGCCCUACUCUAAGAUGGCGUCCCUAGGCUUCCGCCGGAGCUUGUGAGAGUUUGCCUGGAGUUGUCCGGGCUGGUAGUCCCAGAUCGGCCGGAUGGAUUGCCGAGAGGAAAUGCCUGGUUUGCUUGCCUGGAUGGCGUGCAGCAGUGGUUACCAUACGGCGUGAUCCACUCAUGUUUACUCAGAAGUAAAGCCCAUUCAUUCCAAUAGGACUUACUCCCAAUUCAGAAUGCCUAACUCUAAAAGGAGAUCUCGGCAUAGGCGCAAUGUUGGUCAGGAAGCUGGGAGGCGUGAAUUAGUGUCUAGAUCCUUGCAAAGUGCUCAACACUGUCUGGAAAAUCAGGACUUUGGAACUGCAUAUGCCCACUAUCUCUUGGUAUUGAAUCUAGCUCCUGAGCUUAAAAAUGAUGUCAAGGAAACAUUUCAGUAUACCCUUUGUAAAUGGGCAGAAGAGCUGAAUUCUCUCACACGAUUUCAAGAUUUAUUUGAUUGCUAUGAGCAUGCCCUGGAAUUAUUUCCUAAUGAUGAAGUUAUAUGUAACAGCAUGGGGGAACAUCUCUUCAGAAUGGGCUUUAGGGAUGAAGCAGCUGCAUAUUUCCAUAAAGCUGUGAAGCUAAACCCUGACUUUCCAGAUGCAAAAGAGAAUUUUUAUCGUGUUGCCAACUGGGUGGUAGAACGAUGGCACUUCAUCAUGCUUAAUGACGCCAAUAGGAAUUUGCUGUAUCAAAAAGCAAUUGAAAAGGCUGUCUGUUCAGGGUGCAGAAGUGUUCUUGACAUUGGAACAGGAACAGGAAUUCUCAGCAUGUUUGCCAAAAAGGCUGGCGCACCUUCCGUCUAUGCGUGUGAGUUAUCGAAGACCAUGUAUGAAUUGGCUUGUGAAGUGCUAGGUGCAAACAAUUUGGAUGGAGAAAUCAAACUACUUCACAUGAAAUCCCUUGAUAUAGAAAUCCCAAAGCACAUACCUGAAAGAGUUUCCCUGGUUGUCACUGAAACGGUAGAUUCUGGUUUAUUUGGAGAAGGGAUUGUGGAAAGCUUGAUCCAUGCUUGGGAGCAUUUGCUUUUACCACCAAAGCCCAAUGAUGGCACAGUUAACGCUGAAAACUAUGGUAAAGUUAUACCAGCAGGAGCUAUUGUGUGGGGCAUGGCAGUGGAAUGCGGAGAGAUACGCAGACAUCAUAGGGUGGGUGCAAAAGAAAUUGCUAGUGUGUGCUUGCCAGAAACAUUGGACUUCCACAGUCCAGUGUACGCUUCCAUAAACUCGGAUGAAAGUCUUGAACCUUACACCACUGAAAAACUCAGCAGAGUUCCUGGUGGCUAUACGGCCCUCACAGAACACUUCCAAAUUUUGACAGCCAACUUUAACAACCUGCAGGAGCUGAAAAGCUUUGCAACCCGUAAGCCAUCCAAGAUCAACAUGCCUGUUAUUAAAGCAGGAAUACUAGAUGCCAUUGUGGUCUGGUUUACAUUACAGCUUGAUGAUGAGCACACACUCUCUACAAGUCCAAGUGAGGACACCUGUUGGGAACAAGCAGUGUACCCUGUACAAGGCCUCCUUGAUUACUCUCUGAGAUCUGGGGACUCGGUUGCAAUGGAAAUAUCAUGCCAGGACUGCUAUCUAAGGAUCCAGAAGAUUUCUCUUGUGACCUCAGAAUACGGAAUGGAUGUGGAAAGAAAUUUCAAGGAGAAGAAUAGUGAGGCUGAGCUCUGCAGUGCUCUGGCCAGCCUUCAAACAACAAAUGCAUUGGGACAAGAAUGCAUGCUGGAAUCUACUGAGAUUGCUUUACUGAACAAUAGGAGAUACCACGAAUGUUUUAAAGCUGCAAUAGGCAAAGUGCUGUCAUCCUUAAGCCUCCGUGAGCACUCCAUGGAUGUGGACAGCCACAGUAAUGAACUGAAUCUUGGAAAGAACCAAAGCAAUAACUCGGUGACUCCUGAUCCUUUGUAUGUGUUGGAUGUAUCAGAGGGCUUUUCAAUUUUGCCAGUAAUUGCAGGCAAAUUUGGGCCAGUUAAGGCCUACAGCUCUGUUGAAAAAGACCACCACCAAGUAGCUCUCAGCCUGAUUUCAGAAGCUAAUAAAUUUCCUAAGGAAACUUUAGAGUUUUGGCUCAACCACCUACAGGAUGAAAACAUGGUAUUACAGAGACCAAAAUCUGACAAGUUGUGGAGUAUUAUAAUUUUGGAUGUCAUAGAGACUUCAGGUCUAAUUCAGCAGGAUGUGAUGGAAAAGGCUGCAAUAUCCAGAUGUUUGCUUCAUUCCGGAGGGAAGAUAUUCCCACAGCAUGUGAAGAUGUAUGGAAUGCUUGUGGAAUCUAGGUCAUUGCUACUUGAGACCACAGUUCAAGGGACAGAUCCCACCCUUGGUUUCAACAUUGCACCUUUUAUCAACCAGUUUAAGGUGCCUGUCCGUGUUUUUUUGGAUAUGUCCACACUUCCACACACACCUUUGAGCAAAUCAGUGGAACUUCUGCGAAUGGAUCUAAUGAAUCCAUACUUGAAUUGCUCUAGUAGAGAAGUUAAGGUUGAAGUUUGUAAAGCAGGUCACGUGACCGGUAUUCCAUUUUGGUAUCAUGUUUAUCUCGAUGAAGACACGGUUUUAGAUACAUCAAGCAAGUCAUCCCACUGGAAACAAGCUGCUAUUGUGUUAGAUAAGCCCAUUCAAGUUCAAGCAGGAGAUGAACUUGUGCUCAGCGUUCAGUAUCGAAACAGUAACGUUAGCAUUACUGUAAAACAGUGAACUGCCAUCAGCUACAGUGUUUUUACUGUUUUAAAAAGCCUACAGUAGCUUAGUUAUUUAUACUUAAAUUAAUCAUGUCUUAGACUUAGGGUCACACUUUUGAGUCUACUUGACGGUCUAAACAUCGAUUGAACUAUUGUGAAAUUCAGCACGACUUGUUUAGCAAUAAAGCCAUGGACCAUAAAGAAUGGAGAAAGCUUGCAUUUCUGCCUAGAAGUCUGUGUAAGAUGUCUACAAUGCUGAAUAACUUAAUAUUUGUAUUCUUACUUGCCUUUUGGAGAACUAUAUGAAUUUCAGUAUAAAAAAAUUAAAUGGAAUGGACUGCCACAACAUGCCUGUUCACAUCUCACUUUGAAGGUUAAUAGAGGAAAAAUGAAUUUGCUGGGCAGCAACAGUGUUGUACAGAUUGACUACUCAUACACUUCCCUGGAAAAACAUUCUCCAGUUUCUUGAGAGGUGGUAGUGGUGAGAACCCUUUUGUUAUAAAUGCCUAAUCAUGUAUUACAACAUGCUAAACAUUUUUUGUGAAAACUAGCAGAUAACAGAUCUAGAAACACUAGUUUCAGAAAGGAUGAAAAAUCCCUAAUGGGUAAGAGAAAUAUUUUAGGUCUGGUUUGGUGGUAUCUAAUUGUGAUUAGACCCAGGUGGCGCUGUGGUUAAACCACUGAGCCCUAGGGCUUGCUGAUCAGAAGGUCGGCGGUUCGAAUCCCUGUGACGGGGUGAGCUCCCGUUGCUUGGUCCCAGCUCCUGCCAACCUAGCAGUUCGAAAG
Messenger RNA from Zootoca vivipara (common lizard), 4460 nucleotides. It is a transcript of the gene PRMT9, whose product is annotated as protein arginine methyltransferase 9. NCBI's taxonomy places the organism in Eukaryota, Metazoa, Chordata, Lepidosauria, Squamata, Lacertidae. The record is from RefSeq and is a predicted model, not a curated record. Gene Ontology annotation, biological process: peptidyl-arginine methylation, to asymmetrical-dimethyl arginine; chromatin remodeling. Gene Ontology annotation, cellular component: nucleus. Gene Ontology annotation, molecular function: histone methyltransferase activity; protein binding; protein-arginine N-methyltransferase activity.